Messenger RNA from Cicer arietinum (chickpea), 1621 nucleotides. Its product is annotated as glutamate dehydrogenase 2. NCBI's taxonomy places the organism in Eukaryota, Viridiplantae, Streptophyta, Magnoliopsida, Fabales, Fabaceae. Gene Ontology annotation, biological process: L-glutamate catabolic process. The record is from RefSeq and is a predicted model, not a curated record. Gene Ontology annotation, molecular function: L-glutamate dehydrogenase (NAD+) activity. Gene Ontology annotation, cellular component: mitochondrion.
AGAGUUCCUUUGUUUUUCAGUUUAAUUUCAGUGUAACAGUGAACCUAGUGAAGUCAACAUGAACGCUCUUGUUGCCACCAACCGUAACUUCCUACGUGCCUCUCGAAUUCUCGGUUUGGAUUCCAAACUUGAGAAUAGCCUUCUCAUUCCCUUCAGAGAAAUCAAAGUUGAAUGUACGAUCCCGAAAGAUGAUGGAAGUUUGGUUUCCUAUGUUGGUUUCAGAAUUCAACAUGACAAUGCUCGUGGACCUAUGAAAGGAGGAAUUCGUUAUCAUCCUGAGGUUGAUCCUGAUGAAGUGAAUGCUCUAGCACAGCUAAUGACAUGGAAGACAGCUGUGGUAGAUCUUCCCUAUGGAGGAGCAAAGGGUGGAAUCGGCUGCAACCCGAAGGACCUGAGCCUCAGCGAGCUGGAACGGCUCACGCGUGUUUUCACUCAAAAGAUUCAUGAUCUCAUUGGCACUCAGAGAGAUGUUCCUGCUCCUGAUAUGGGAACUAAUUCACAGACAAUGGCUUGGAUUCUUGACGAGUAUUCAAAGUUUCAUGGUCAUUCACCAGCAGUUGUAACUGGCAAGCCUAUUGAUCUUGGAGGUUCAUUGGGAAGAGAGGCUGCAACAGGAGUAGGAGUGGUUUUUGCAACAGAGGCUUUAUUUGCUGAAUAUGGAAAGUCAAUUUCUGACAUGACAUUUGCCAUCCAGGGGUUUGGAAAUGUGGGCUCUUGGGCUGCAAAGUCAAUAUUUGAGAGAGGGGGUAAGGUGGUUGCAGUGAGUGAUAUCAGUGGUGCUAUUAAAAACCCAAAUGGGAUUGAUAUUGCUGCUCUUCUAAAACACAAGGAAGCCAAUGGAAGUUUGAAUGAUUUCUCAGGAGGAGAUGUUAUGGAUCCAAAUGAAUUGCUUGUUCAUGAAUGUGAUGUUCUCAUCCCAUGUGCUUUGGGAGGUGUUCUCAACAAGGAAAAUGCUAAUGAUGUGAAAGCAAAAUUUAUUAUAGAAGCUGCAAAUCAUCCAACUGAUCCAGAUGCUGAUGAGAUACUGUCUAAGAAAGGAGUGAUUAUAUUACCUGACAUUUAUGCCAAUGCUGGUGGAGUGACAGUAAGUUACUUUGAGUGGGUUCAGAAUAUUCAAGGAUUUAUGUGGGAUGAAGAGAAAGUGAACCGUGAGCUAAAAAAGUACAUGACCAAAGCUUUCUUGAACAUAAAGGCAACAUGUAAAAUUCACAAUUGUGACCUGCGAAUGGGAGCUUUCACUCUUGGACUCAACCGUGUUGCUCGUGCUACACUUUUGAGGGGUUGGGAAGCUUAGGGAAACACAAGCAACACUACUUGUUAUAAAUGCAUGUUUGGUUUCGUGGUGAGACUAGCAAAAUUACGGUGAACCACUGUGAUUUUGCAUAAGUCAAGUUAUCCCCUGUAAUUUUUGCGAAAUCACGAUGGUUCAUCGUAAUUUUGUCAAUUUUACUAUAAAACUAAAUAUGCACUAGAUUUAUAGCUAGUUUUUUGUUUUGCUAUUUAUUUAUUAUCUUAGUUUAGUUUAGUGUUGAGAAUAAACAUAGUUAUAUGGAAAACUAUCAUUCAUUUUUUACUGAGAUAACAUAUGAUGUUAUGUUACAGCUAAAUAUGUUUCUUUAUC